AUGUCUGCUGUUGUUCAGGAACAAACCGACUAUCUCAUCAAGCCCGAGAAUGUUGGCCCCUCGGCCGACACCUCUGAGUGGCCCCUUUUGCUCAAGAACUACGACAAGCUGCUUGUGCGGUCCGGUCACUACACCCCCAUCCCCACCGGAUGUUCUCCUCUGAAGCGAGACCUCAAGUCGUACAUUGCUUCCGGUGUCAUCAACCUCGACAAGCCCUCCAACCCCUCUUCCCAUGAGGUUGUUGCCUGGAUCAAGCGAAUCCUGCGAUGCGAGAAGACCGGUCACUCUGGUACUCUGGAUCCCAAGGUUACUGGAUGUCUGAUUGUGUGCAUCGACCGAGCCACCCGUCUGGUCAAGUCCCAGCAGGGAGCCGGAAAGGAGUACGUGUGUAUCGUGCGACUCCACGAUGCUCUGGAGGACGAGAAGGAGAUGGCCCGUGGCCUCGAGAACCUCACUGGAGCCCUGUUCCAGCGACCUCCUCUCAUUUCCGCCGUCAAGCGACAGCUGCGAGUCCGAACCAUCUACGACUCCAAGCUGCUUGAGUUUGACAACGACCGACACCUCGGUGUCUUCUGGGCCUCCUGUGAGGCCGGUACCUACAUGCGAACCCUGUGUGUGCAUCUGGGUAUGCUGCUCGGUGUUGGAGGCCACAUGCAGGAGCUGCGACGAGUGCGAUCCGGUGCUCUCGACGAGUCCGACGGAAUGGUCACCUUGCACGACAUUCUCGAUGCCCAGUGGCUCUACGACAACACCAAGGACGAGUCGUACCUGCGACGAUGCAUCCGACCCCUUGAGUCUCUGCUGCUCGGCUACAAGCGAAUUGUAGUCAAGGACUCCGCCGUCAACUCCAUCUGUUACGGCGCCAAGCUCAUGCUUCCCGGUGUUCUCCGAUACGAGGAGGGCAUUGAGCUGGAGGACGAGAUUGUGCUCAUCACCACCAAGGGUGAGGCCAUUGCUCUUGGUAUUGCCCAGAUGACCACCGUCGACCUUGCUUCCUGCGACCACGGUGUCGUGUCUCGAAUCAAGCGAUGCAUCAUGGAGCGAGACACCUACCCCCGACGAUGGGGAUUGGGACCCGUUGCUACCGAGAAGAAGAAGCUCAAGGCCGACGGUAAGCUCGACAAGUACGGUCGACCCAACGAGAGCACUCCUGCCGAUUGGAAGAAGAGCUACGUGGACCACACUGAGGACGAGCCCGUCACCAAGCCCGUUGUCGCUUCUGUGACCGAGACCAUUGCUGUCGAGGCCCCCAAGAAGGAGGUCGAGGCUGAUGUCUCCAUGGCCGCCGACUCUGACGAUGAGGAGGAGGACAAGAAGGAGAAGAAGAAGGAAAAGAAGGACAAGAAGGACAAGAAGGAAAAGAAGGAAAAGAAGGAGAAGAAGGAGAAGAAGCGAAAGGCCGAGGACUCCGACGACGAGGGCGAGAAGAAGAAGAAGAAGAAGAAGAGCAAGGAUUAG
Yarrowia lipolytica CLIB122 is the source of this 1458-nucleotide messenger RNA. RefSeq lists its product as uncharacterized. Lineage: Eukaryota; Fungi; Ascomycota; Dipodascomycetes; Dipodascales. Gene Ontology annotation, biological process: snRNA pseudouridine synthesis; box H/ACA sno(s)RNA 3'-end processing; rRNA pseudouridine synthesis. The record is from RefSeq and is a predicted model, not a curated record. Gene Ontology annotation, cellular component: box H/ACA snoRNP complex. Gene Ontology annotation, molecular function: RNA binding; pseudouridine synthase activity.